AUGUCCCCCACCGCCAACUACUCCGAGUCCGGUCCCAGACCAAACUACGACUACUACCAGCUCAACGACGGUAACAGAAUCCCAGCCAUCGGCUUGGGCACGUAUAAGGUGACUGACGCCGACGAGGCCAGAAAGUCCGUGAAAACAGCCCUCCAGGCCGGCUACAGGCACAUCGACACUGCUUCCAGGUACAAGAACGAAGAGCAGGUCGGCGAGGGUAUCAGAGAGAGCGGUGUUCCUAGAGAGGAGGUGUUCGUCACCACCAAGUUGUGGAACGCCGACCACCACGACCCCGAAGGCGCCCUCAACGAGUCCUUGAGAAAGCUCGGCUUGGACUACAUCGACCUCUACCUCAUCCACUACCCUGUCAACCUCGAGGAGAAGGUGUUGGCGCAGCCUCACCACUACGACUUCCUCGAGACGUACAAGGAGAUGCAGAAGCUCGUGCACCUGGGCAAGGCCAAGUCCAUUGGCGUGUCCAACUUCACCAAGGAGCGUGUGGAGCUUUUGAUCAACGACCCCGGGGUGUCCGUCAAGCCUGUGGUGAACCAGAUCGAGGCCCAUCCUUUGCUCACCCAGCCUGACCUCAAGGAGUUCUGUGACGAAAACGAUAUCUUGAUCGAGGCCUUCUCUCCGCUUGGCCUGGCCAGCUCGCCCCUUUUCGAGAACCCCGUCGUCAAGGCCGUGGCAGAGAACAACGGCGCCACCGCAGGCCAGGUGCUUGUGUCGUGGGCUCUCCAGAGAAACACCGUUGUGUUGCCCAAGUCGGUGAAAGAGGAGAGAAUCAUCAGCAACAUGAAGACGUUUACGCUUUCGGAGGCGGACUUCGAGGCGUUGAACAACUUGAGCGCUAAGUUUGGCGUGCAGAGAACAUGCAACUUCCCCUGGGGCGUGUUCAACUAA
Messenger RNA from Candidozyma duobushaemuli, 903 nucleotides. Its product is annotated as aldo/keto reductase. Gene Ontology annotation, cellular component: cytosol. NCBI's taxonomy places the organism in Eukaryota, Fungi, Ascomycota, Pichiomycetes, Serinales, Metschnikowiaceae. The transcript has a single exon. Bases 1 to 903 code for a protein of 300 amino acids. Gene Ontology annotation, molecular function: aldose reductase (NADPH) activity. The record is from RefSeq and is a predicted model, not a curated record.